Messenger RNA from Diabrotica balteata, 2068 nucleotides. The record is from the annotation of a GenBank genome assembly. NCBI's taxonomy places the organism in Eukaryota, Metazoa, Arthropoda, Insecta, Coleoptera, Chrysomelidae.
AGUAAACAGGCUGCCAGAGGUAUUUGUUUUUCCAAUCAGUGUAGGUUUUGGAAUACCUAAAGUGUUAAGUUGUUUGUGAAUUUGAUCGUGAUGUAAACAAUGAAACAAAACCGACGUUUGAGAUAGAAUCAAUUGAUAGAGCGGAAUCGUUGACAAAUACGACGAGUGGAAACUAUUAGUGCAAUAAUACUUUAGUGCAAUAUGUUGACGCAAAAACUAUAUCCUGACGUUAAUACAAUGUCUACGGGAAGUAACGCGAUGUCUCCCAUGACAACAACGUACUCCAUGAAUUCCAUGGCAAUGGCCCAGAUGAGUUGUUCGCCGCAGACAUCUAUGUUCGGAUCGAGUAUGCUGAAUUCAGGAAUGACGUCCAAUAUGGCAAUGAAUCGAAUACAACCCCGAAUGGACCAGCCGAUGAAUGAACCUCCGCAAUUAGGAUAUUCAACGAUAGGUUCGCCGAUUUCUAAUAUGAACGCUUGCAUGGGUGCGACAAUGUCAUCUAUUAAUAACUAUAACGCGACUAUAGGCCGAGGCGAUUUAGGUGGUGGUGAUACUUCGCCGAAUAGUGCUUUACAACGGGCCAGAGCUGAUAAAACAUACAGGAGAUCUUACACACACGCAAAACCGCCAUACUCAUACAUUUCUCUAAUCACAAUGGCGAUUCAAAAUAGCCCGCAAAAGAUGUUGACUUUGUCAGAGAUCUACCAAUUUAUUAUGGAUUUAUUUCCAUUUUACAGACAAAACCAACAGCGUUGGCAAAAUUCCAUACGGCAUUCUUUAUCGUUUAAUGAUUGUUUCAUCAAAGUUCCUAGAACGCCCGACAAGCCCGGUAAAGGAUCUUUUUGGAGUUUACACCCAGAUUCAGGUAACAUGUUUGAAAAUGGUUGUUAUUUGAGAAGACAAAAACGAUUUAAAGACGAGAAGAAAGAAAUCCUCAGAGCGACGCACAAAAGUCCCUCUCAUAGUGUCGAUAGCAGUAGCAGCUCCGGUAAGAAAACUCCUGUUCAACACGGCGAAGACAAAUCUCAUCAUUUAGACAAAGCUAACGAUAACAUUGGAUCUAUGUUAAGUUUACAUCCUGCAAAGUUAGACGUCGAUCAAUUGAAUCUUCUAAACGCAAAUGAUCUGCAUAAUAUGCAACAACAUCAUCACCACCAAAAUAUGUCUCACGAAGAGUUAUCCGCUAUGAUAAACAGAAGUAACCAUCUAGCGUUAUCCAGCGAACACCAAGCGAUGCUGCAUCAUACUCCGAUGAACCACCACCUGAAGCAAGAGCCUACCGGAUACACUCCAUCGAAUCAUCCGUUUUCAAUAACGAGGCUACUUCCAGCAGAAAGCAAAUCGGACAUCAAGAUGCAAUACGAUAUGCAAUAUGCGGGAUACAACACUUUGAGUCCGCUGCCGAACGCUAUCCAUUCUCAUAGUACCAUAGGUAAUGAUUAUUAUAAUAGUCCUUCUUUAUACCAUAGUUCAUCGGGAACGACGUCAUUGUGACAGUAUCCUUUAGCUUAAAGAAAGUUUUCUCGAAUACACUGUUUGUAGUUACGUAUGGACGCGGUUUUGUUGGAUAAUUUAUAUUUUUGAGGCAAGUUUUAAACAAAUUUUUAAAUUAUUUAGAGUAAUCUCAUAUGAUUAGAAUAUUUUUAAAAGAGAAUAGCGACGGGGACAGUCUAUCAAUCAGCUUCUGUUAUCUAGUAAGAUAAAAAGCUCUAGAAUAACCGAUUAAAAACAAUUUUUUUAUACCGAUUAAUUGCUGUAUUAUCAAUUUUUUAAAACAUCUCGUAGAGUUGAAUGAUAUUUAUCUGCAACGUACGAUUGAUCAAGUAUUGGAGUAGAUAUCUACGAUUUAUGUUAUAAUUAUUUUGUAAUAUCAUACACGAAUAUAUUUUCAUUUGCCGCUAAAAAAUCUGUCAACACAAUAAAGUUGUAUCUGAAAGUUGGUUAAAUCAAAUAUGAAAUAUUGUGAUAUGUUAGUUUUAGCAAAACUUUUUAAACAGUACACUUAGUCUUAUAUAUUAUAUAUAAAAAUUUUAAUUUUUAAUUAUUGUAAUAAAGUAUUAAUUCCUUU